AAACAAACACGAUCGAGCUUCUCCAAGUCUCAUCGAAACCAGUCUCAGAAUCUCAACCCGGCAAGCAAGCAGUCAAACAGUUUCCUUCCCGGCGGUACGGUGUGCAGAUUCGAGCUGUCCGGAGCCGGCAGAGGGUGACCAUGGGUCUGGCUUGGAUGGUGGCCGCGGCCGCUGCGGCGGUGCUGGCGUCGUGGGCGUUCAACGCGCUGGUGCACCUGGUGUGGCGCCCCUACGCCAUCACCAAGAAGCUCCGCGCGCAGGGCGUGCGCGGUCCGGACUACAAGUUCUUCGUCGGGAAUCUCGGCGACAUCAAGCGGCUCCGCGCCGCGGGCGCCGGCGUCACGCUGGACGUCGACUACCACGACUUCAUCCCCAUGGUGCAGCCGCACUUCCGCAAGUGGAUCCCGCUCUACGGGCGAACGUUCGUGUUCUGGACCGGCGCGAGGCCGAACGUGUGCCUGGCGGACGUGAACGUGGUGAAGCAGGUGCUCUUUGACCGCACGGGCCUGUAUCCCAAGAACCUCAUGAACCCGCACAUCUCCCGCCUGCUCGGCAAGGGGCUCGUGCUCACCGACGGCGACGAGUGGAAGCGCCACCGCAAGGUCGUGCACCCGGCCUUCGACAUGGACAAGCUCAAGAUGAUGACGGCGACCAUGUCUGACUGUGCUCGGUCGAUGAUGUCCGAGUGGGAGGCACAGCUGGCCAAGGGCGGCGAGGGGGAGGUCGAACUGAGCAGACGGUUCGAGGAGCUCACCGCCGACGUGAUCUCGCACACGGCGUUCGGGAGCAGCUACAAGGAGGGGAAACAAGUCUUUCUGGCGCAGAGGGAGCUCCAGUUCCUCGCAUUCUCCACCGUUUUCGAUGUCCAGGUCCCAGGGUUCAGGUACCUUCCAACUGAGAAGAACAUCAAGACAUGGAAGCUGGACAAGCAGGUGAGGGGAAUGCUCAUGGACAUCAUCAAGAGCCGCCUCGCCACCAAGGACACCGUGGGAUACGGGAACGACCUGCUCGGGCUGAUGCUGGAGGCCUGCGCGCCGGAGCACGGCGAGAGCCCGGCCCUGAGCAUGGACGAGAUCAUCGAUGAGUGCAAGACCUUCUUCUUCGCGGGGCACGACACCACCUCGCACCUGCUCACCUGGGCCACGUUCCUGCUGAGCACGCACCCGGAGUGGCAGGACAAGCUCCGGGAGGAGGUGCGGCGGGAGUGCGGCGACGAGGUGCCCACCGGCGACGCGCUCAACAAGCUCAGGCUAGUCAACAUGUUCCUCCUCGAGACCCUUCGACUUUACGGCCCGGUAUCGCUGAUACAGCGGAAGGCGAGCUCGGACCUCGACCUCGGCGGCUUCCGGGUGCCCGAGGGCGCGAUCCUGUCGAUCCCGAUCGCGACGAUCCACCGCGACAAGGAGGUCUGGGGCGAGGACGCCGGCGAGUUCAGGCCCGAGAGGUUCGAGAACGGGGUGACGAGGGCCGCGAAGCACCCCAACGCGCUGCUGUCCUUCUCCAGCGGGCCGCGGUCGUGCAUCGGGCAGAACUUCGCGAUGAUCGAGGCCAAGGCCGUGGUCGCCAUGAUCCUGCAGAGGUUCAUGCUCGAGCUGUCCCCAAAGUACGUGCACGCGCCCAUGGACCAGAGGCUCCGGGAGGAGGUGCUGCGGGAGUGCGGCGGGAGGGACCAGGCUCCGACUCACGAAAUGCUCAACAAGCUGAAGCUGGUGAACCUGUUCGUUCUGGAGACGCUGAGGCUGUACAGCCCCGUCCCGCUCAUCCGGAGGAGGACGAGGUCGCCGGUUCAGCUGGGUGGCAUCACGGUGCCCGAGGACACGCUCCUGACGAUACCGAUCGCGACGAUGCACCGCGACAAGGAGGUCUGGGGCGAGGACGCCGGCGAGUUCAACCCGCUGAGGUUCGACGGCGGCGCCACCAAGCAGGCGCCGAAGCACCUCAGCGCGCUGCUUUCCUUCUCCAGCGGGCCGAGGGCGUGCAUCGGGCAGAACUUCGCGAUGAUCGAGGUGAGAGCCGUGGUCGCCGCGAUCCUGCAGCGGUUCUCGCUGUCGCUCUCGCCGAAGUACGUCCACGCGCCGACCGACGUGAUCACGCUACGGCCUAAGUACGGGCUCCCUAUGAUCGUCAGUGGCAUCGAGGCAUAGUGCGAAAUGGUCUAUCGGUCUAUAAAAGUCAUCGUUGAACAAACUUGUACAUUCGUAUUAGUAAGGAAAGACCUACCUACUUGCGUGUUUA
Molecule: messenger RNA, 2235 nt
Organism: Phragmites australis (common reed)
Lineage: Eukaryota; Viridiplantae; Streptophyta; Magnoliopsida; Poales; Poaceae
Product: cytochrome P450 709B1-like
Exons: 5
Coding region: 141-2144 (667 amino acids)
Molecular function (GO): monooxygenase activity; oxidoreductase activity, acting on paired donors, with incorporation or reduction of molecular oxygen; iron ion binding
Source: RefSeq, a predicted model, not a curated record